This is a messenger RNA of Oncorhynchus mykiss (rainbow trout), 711 nucleotides long. RefSeq names its product cytochrome c oxidase assembly factor COX16 (gene cox16). The record is from RefSeq and is a predicted model, not a curated record. NCBI's taxonomy places the organism in Eukaryota, Metazoa, Chordata, Actinopteri, Salmoniformes, Salmonidae. Gene Ontology annotation, biological process: mitochondrial respiratory chain complex IV assembly. Gene Ontology annotation, cellular component: mitochondrial inner membrane.
UAUGGAACAUCCGGGAAUUAUAGGGAGUAGGACUUACUCGUCAGUGCGUCCGACAGAAUUCACCUUCCGCAGUGAACAACAAGUAACAUGGGGUUGUAGCGUUAUCUGGGUCGAAUAAUCAUGUUGACCUUCAAAGCAUUACAGAGGAACAAAACCCUUAAAUAUGGAGUUCCCAUGUUGUUGCUGGUAGUGGGAGGUUCCUUUGGGCUCCGGGAGUUCACACAGAUCCGCUACGAUGCUCAGAAGAUCAUGAAGAAGCUGGAUCCCACCCUAGAGGCCAAGGUGAACCCCCAGAAACAGUCUGUUAUCCUGGAGGAGGAGUACCAGAAGAUGAAGGAUAUAAACCUGGAGGAGUGGAGGAACAUCAGAGGUCCUCGUCCCUGGGAAGACUCCAAGGAAUACCAAGAGCAGCAGCGCUCCAGACAGGGCAAGGCAGCGUGAUGGAGAUAUGCCUCGGAAUACCGCUGACCAGAGGCCCGUACGGUUUGCAACAGGAUAUACUGAGUGAGAUGGGAAGACACAGGGCCAAGUUAUCACCAAGGCCAAUGGCUUGAGGAAUGUAAUAUGUAUUUAUCGUCGUAACUCAAAGUAACGAAACCUUUGAGUCAAUGAGAGUUUUGGAAAUGGACAGUUGAAUCUGUGAUCCAAUUGUAUGUAAACAACAAAUGUGCAUGUCUUAUAUGUUAUAUAAAAAAAUGUCAUGUUUUGAAA